ACCCAUACACCCUAAAGCAGAAAAAAACGUGAACUCCAGAAGAAGAAGAAAAAAUGAGCUGCAAUGGCUGCAGAGUAUUACGAAGAAGAUGCAGUGAUAAUUGUACCUUAAGGUCUUGUUUGGAUGGAAUUGAUGAUCCUCAAGCACAGGGUAACGCUACUCUCUUCGUCUCCAAGUUUUUUGGCCGUAGCGAUCUCAUGUCCUUAAUCGCCGCUGUUCCCCAAAAUCGAAGACCUGAUUUGUUUAAAUCGCUGUUGUUCGAAGCGUGCGGGAGGACGGUGAAUCCGGUGACCGGUGCGGUAGGUCUUUUAUCGACGGGAAAUUGGCACGUGUGUCAAAAGGCGGUGCAGACGGUUCUCGCUGGUGGAAAUCUACGGCCGGUUUUCGCCGGGAUUUCAACUCCGCCUUGGUUCGAUGAUUCCUUCAGUUGCGGCGGCGCGUGGGAUAUGCCAAACCAGUUCUCUAACAAAUCCGAAUCUACGUUCAUAGACGGAUCGGAUCAAAUCGAGGGAAUGGAGUGGAUAAGUUCGGAGAAGAGAUGGAAUACGUCGUCGUCUUUUGGUUCGGAGACUGAGUUAUCGGAUGUAUCGCUGGGUUUGGAUAGUGGAUAUGGAUAUGCAGAGGGUGUGAAAGGGGAAGAACCGAAACUUCUGAAUCUCUUCGUUUGAAUUUUGUUGUUUGCCAUCGCAACUGAGUAAGAAAGUAGAAAUAUAUACUUAAUAU
Messenger RNA from Solanum verrucosum, 723 nucleotides. Its product is annotated as LOB domain-containing protein 38-like. The record is from RefSeq and is a predicted model, not a curated record. NCBI's taxonomy places the organism in Eukaryota, Viridiplantae, Streptophyta, Magnoliopsida, Solanales, Solanaceae. The transcript has 2 exons. The coding region runs from base 54 to 668 and encodes 204 amino acids. Gene Ontology annotation, biological process: regulation of gene expression.